UAUGAGCGUGCCAAGUGCUUGCUGAGAAAGCACGAAGACGAUCUGCAUGCACUGGCCAGGGCUUUGCUGGAGAACGAGACGCUGAAUGCAUCGCAGAUCAAGGAGAUUCUACACCACCAUCUGCAGCCGCAAGUGGACGAGGAUGUUGUGGUAGCAGCUCCAAACUAGAUUGUCGUGCUCAAAGCCCCUUUACUUAAUUUUUAUGUAGAGUUUCUCCUCCCUAAAGCCCUAGGUAGUGGAGAGAAGCUAUGUCUGGUGGCAUAGCCAGGGGGCGCUUGGCGGAAGAACGGAAGGCGUGGCGCAAGAAUCAUCCACACGGUUUUGUGGCCAGGCCCGAGACCCAGCCCGAUGGAUCGGUCAACCUAAUGACAUGGCAUUGCACUCUACCGGGCAAGGCCGGAACGGACUGGGAGGGCGGCUAUUUCCCGCUGGCGAUCCACUUCAGUGAAGAUUACCCCAGCAAGCCUCCCAAGUGCAAGUUCCCUCCAAACUUCUUCCACCCCAAUGUCUACCCCUCGGGAACAGUGUGCCUCUCCAUCCUCAACGAGGACUCUGGCUGGCGACCCGCCAUCACCGUGAAGCAAAUCCUCAUCGGAAUCCAGGAGCUGCUGGAUGCCCCCAAUGCCGCGGAUCCCGCGCAGUCUGAUGCCUAUCAGAUGUUCAUCCAGGAUAGAGACGAGUACAAGCGAAGGGUACGACAGCAGGCCAAGCUGUAUCCCCCGCCCGUCUGAUUGCUUUCACCUUUUACCAUGGCCUGGUAAAAGAAGAAACGUAGUGGAAGGAAUAUUCUUCAAGAAAAAUGUGGUAUGGGUUGGUUAUUAUACGCAAUUAUAUGCCGUGGAUAUUCCGCAAA
Messenger RNA from Selaginella moellendorffii, 853 nucleotides. RefSeq names its product SUMO-conjugating enzyme SCE1-like. Gene Ontology annotation, cellular component: nucleus. The transcript has 6 exons. Lineage: Eukaryota; Viridiplantae; Streptophyta; Lycopodiopsida; Selaginellales; Selaginellaceae. Gene Ontology annotation, biological process: protein sumoylation. Gene Ontology annotation, molecular function: SUMO conjugating enzyme activity. Bases 249 to 731 code for a protein of 160 amino acids. The record is from RefSeq and is a predicted model, not a curated record.